AUGUUUGGCUUCCGCGAUGACGCUCUCACCAGGGAGUUCUUGGUGCACGCCUCCAUUCGGGAUGAUGCCCCGCAGCGGCUGCGGCUGAAGGUGCAGGAUCCCCUCUCCGCAGAGGACAUGCUGCAGCAGAUUGCCCGACAGUUGGUGGAGCCGACGACCUCCAUAUCUGCAGAGGCGCCGACGCGCAUGCCCAUUUCGCUGGACUCUCACCUGCUUGCCUUCAGUGCCGAGGAGAAUUGCUUUGUCCCCGUGGAUGGCAAACCGGCCGACAUGCUCAAAGUUUUUGCCCACCUGCUCGUACAUCCAUUUAGUGCUGUGCCGUCGCUGGUGCCAAGUGCCGCCGUGUCUCGGAGGAGUUCGUCUAACAGCGUCACCCUCUGCGCCAGCGCAACAAACGGCGGCGCCGGUCUCAAGGGGGCCUCGCCGAAGGAUGGAUGCUUCCUCUCAAGGAACUCGACUUCCGCGGGGACGCGGCGCAGCGAACCCUUUGGACAAACCUUCCGGCUUUCGCCAUAUCGAACGGAUGAGUUCUUUUCGCAAACGUUGGACCAGAUGGACGGCUCGGAUACGUACAGGAAACGGAAGAAGCUGCCCCUCACACUGGAAUGUAUGCUGAAAGUGGUGGAAUUUCUUCUUAGUGAGUACAGCGCCCGAGCCGCGGAAGACGUGAUUGAGCCGACGGAGAAGAGUGUAUGGGGCCUUAUUGAGGACAUAGCUAGCCGCAAUGGUGGUGUUUCCACCCGAUCGCUGGAUCCAGUGAUGCUGGACGCGUUUAUGGAGACCAUUCUAUGUGGCAUAAGCACGGGUCGAAUCCAGCGCACCUCUCGCCGCCAACUGCCCUCAAGGUCCGCUGAAAAAAAAUAUGUAGCGAUGUGA
Messenger RNA from Trypanosoma conorhini, 876 nucleotides. RefSeq lists its product as uncharacterized. The coding region runs from base 1 to 876 and encodes 291 amino acids. The record is from RefSeq and is a predicted model, not a curated record. Lineage: Eukaryota; Euglenozoa; Kinetoplastea; Trypanosomatida; Trypanosomatidae. The transcript has a single exon.